Tricharina praecox is the source of this 1246-nucleotide messenger RNA. RefSeq lists its product as uncharacterized. The record is from RefSeq and is a predicted model, not a curated record. NCBI's taxonomy places the organism in Eukaryota, Fungi, Ascomycota, Pezizomycetes, Pezizales, Pyronemataceae. The coding region runs from base 179 to 1054 and encodes 291 amino acids. The transcript has 2 exons.
CCUCUCCCUCCUCUCCCUCCUCUCCCUCCUCUCCCUCCUCUCCCUCCCCUCUCUGACCCAGUGCUUGCUCGGCGGCUACGAGCUAUCCCCAGCCAAGCUUCAACCCACCGAUCAGUACGCCUCCCGACCCUUGUCCCCCCUCGGACCGAGACCCUCUCCGCUCGCACAGCCACAGUACAUGUCUCACGCCACAGCCGAUGCCGGCGACGCCGCCAACGCCGGUGCCAAUGCCGGUGCCGACGGUGACCACGACAGCGACGCCGCGAUUCCUCCACGCCGGCAGCCGCCGGAGCGCCCAUCCACGUCGGCGAUCGAAUGGGCAGAAAACAUCGUGCUACAGUACCGCUCCCUGCGGGCGCACCAAAUGCGCUUCAUCGCGCGCGCGGUGCGGUUCGAGCGGCGGCGGCCCCGCGCAUCCGUCAGGCUGAACCCCACCGGCAGCGACUACGACGAUGUCAGGUGGUUCCUCCCCGGUGAGGAGAGGGUCGUCUUUAGAGCUUUUCAUCAUGCACUCGAGAACACACUCCCCCCCAUGAGGGAGUGGGAUUCGGACGCUGCUGUGCCCAUGCCAAUGCCCGUGCUGCUGCAGCCCCACGUGGAGGUGGAGGUGCAGGUGGAGGUGCAGGAUCCGGUCGUACCGUCGAUGCUGCCGCCGCCGUCGCAGGUGGAGGAUGGCGAAGCUGCCCGACAGGUGCCAAAGGAGCCAGCCUCCACAAUCCCCAAGGGUCCAACCCCGAAGGUGUCAACCCCGAAGGUGUCAGCUCCAAAGGUGUCAACCCCGAAGGUGUCAACCCCGAAGGUGUCAACCCCGAAGGUGUCAGCUCCAAAGGUGUCAACCCCGAUGACGUCAACUCCCAAGCGCGCGAGGCAGCCAGGCGGUGCGCUGUCGCCGCCGGCGCCGCCCCAAAAGAUGAGGAAGCAGGUAAACCGGAUGGCGCUGCGUAAGGCUAAGAGUGUGCCCGUUGCAGAAGAAAAUAUCAUGGUGUUGAAUGAGAACAAGCGUCUAGACGCAGAGCGACCCAGACAACACGACGACCAAAAUGGAUGUGGAUGAUUAGCUAGCUAUCUAGUUUAGUUACCGUAUCACCAUGCGUGCAUGUCGACUCUUAACUCAUACCACGGAUCAUCGGUCAAGACUCGAGCCUGCUUUCCUUUCCCAUUUACAUUUGUCCUUUUAGAUUUGCUACUCUGUUUUUCACGGUUUUUCACGGUUGUUCCUGACGAUGUUUUUUUCCCCUUCUGAUUU